Hepatospora eriocheir is the source of this 963-nucleotide messenger RNA. NCBI's taxonomy places the organism in Eukaryota, Fungi, Microsporidia, Hepatosporidae. The record is from the annotation of a GenBank genome assembly.
AUGCAAAAAGUAAACGUUUACGAUAAUGAAGGUAUUUCAGUAAAAGAAACACUAGAAAGGCCAGAACUAUUUAAUAUUGAAUUAAGAAGUGAUUUAGUACAACGUGUACAUGAUAAUGUAAGACAGAAUGCUAGACAACCAUAUGCUGUCAGCCCUAAUGCUGGUAUGCAACAUUCAGCUGAAGGAUGGGGUACUGGUAGAGCAGUAGCUAGAGUUCCAAGAGUUAAAGCAUCUGGAACAAGAAGAGCAGGACAGGCAGCUUUUGCUAAUUUCGCAAGAAAAGGAAGAAUGGCUCAUCCAACUCAAGUUAACCGUAGAUGGACAAGAAAGACUAACAAAAAUCUUAGAAGACUUGUAUCUUGCAUGGGUAUUGCUGCUAGUGCUAAUCCAGCUAUUGUUGAAGGCAGAGGACAUAGAAUUGAGAACAUUAAAAGUUUUCCAAUUGUAGUUGAUGACAGUAUUUCUACAAUAACUAAAACCAAAGAUGCUUUAAAGUUGUUAGUUAAUUUAGGAUUAGGUGAUGAUCUUAAAAAGGUUAAAGAUUCUAAAACUAUUACAAGUGGUAAAGGGAAAUGGAGAAAUAGAAAGUACACUGAGAGAGUAGGUCUUUUGUUAGUUCAUGAUGGAGAAACUGAAAUGAAAGCAUUUAGUAAUAUUACUGGUGUUGAGUUAGCUAAAGUUGAUUCUUUAAAUCUUUUAACUCUUUGUUCUGGUGGUCGUUUGGGCAGAUUAAUUGUUUACACCAAGUCAGCCUUCAUGAAGUUGAGUACAAUCUAUUCAGAUGAGGGCAAGAAAGGUUUCAGUUUACCUGAUAAUAUGAUUUCAAUUGAUAAUCUUGAUGAAUAUUUCUACUCACCAGAAAUUCAAAGUUUAAUUAAUGUUCCUUCAUUAUUACCAAAAGGAACUACUAAGAAAUCUAAAGAAGAAUUAGAAAAGAUUAAUGAAAUGAUUGAAAUGUUUUAA